This is a messenger RNA of Strongyloides ratti, 2148 nucleotides long. RefSeq lists its product as hypothetical. The transcript is spliced from 3 exons. The coding region runs from base 1 to 2148 and encodes 715 amino acids. The record is from RefSeq and is a predicted model, not a curated record. Lineage: Eukaryota; Metazoa; Nematoda; Chromadorea; Rhabditida; Strongyloididae.
AUGGCUGAAAGUUUGUUACUUAAUGUUAGUAAUCAAUGUGUUUUAAAUAUUAAAGCUGAAACAGAUCUUGAAAGAUUUUUUCACCGUAAACAUUCUUGUACAACAUUAAAUAAAUUUGAUCAUUUAAUUGAAACAAAAUAUAGUAAAGAAAAUUUUGAAAAUAAACAAUAUUAUCUUAGAAAACAUAAAACAAUAUUUAAACAUUAUAUUUAUGGUGGAUUAAAUUUUUUAUGUAAAAGUUAUAAUAAUUAUACUAUUAAAAGUGAAAAACUUUCUAAAAUGGAACAAUUAGGUAUUAAUAUUUUUGAGAUUCUUUUUAAUACAACAAGUGUUAAUUUAAAACGUUUUUGUGAUUUUCCUAGAGAACAUCAUAAAGAUAAAUGUGAUAUAGAUUUAGAUAACCAAUUAUUUUAUGGUACUUAUGGUUUCAAAAUAUGUUCAGAUGGAAAUAUUAGAACAUUUUUUGCAACAUGGCCUGUUUUUUCUAUUGUUUAUAGUGCAUUUAUGCAAAAAAAUAAUACAGAUAUUAUAGAAGCUUUAUCUGGUAAAAAUUAUCCAUUUUUAAGUGAUUCUUCAAUAGAAAUGUUAUAUAAUCUUGUUGCAUAUGAUGAAUAUACAGUUUACCAUAGAAGAAAUAUAAAAUAUCAAAGUAUUAUUAAACAUUUAAGAGAAGCUCGUCAAAUGUUAGCAUCAUCAUUUAUACUUGAUUCAUUUUCUUUAACAGCUCUCCAAACUCAUAAAAUGUUUUCUGGUAAUUGUCGUUUUAUUCAUAAAUCUGAAGAAGUUGGUUCAACAAUUGUUGAUUGUAAUAAAGAAAGAACUAGUAAUGAAAAUAUAGACAAAAAUAUGUUUAACAUUUUUGUAGAAUAUUAUAUUUUUAGUACAAUAAUAGUAGUUAUACUUAUAAUAAUUGGACUUUUUAUUAAUUGUUACUUUGCUGUUUUAUUAAAAGAUUGUUGGAAAAAAUUAAAUUGUGAAAAUAAAAUAUUAAUGACAAGUUUUGUUAUUGCAUAUUUAAUAUUUUUGGCUGUAAAAUUUUUUCAUUACCUUAGACCAUAUUUUUAUGGUGAUUUUAUGGAAAAAAAAUUUAUUAAACAUACAGAAACUUAUCCAGGUAUAAGUAUGGUUAAUAAAACAUAUAGUCUUCUUACAUGGACAAUAUUAUAUACAUUUAAAGAGACAGGUUUAAUAGUAGCAAUUGAAGAAACAAUAUUUAGAAGUAUGAAUAAAUUAACAUGUAUUAUUGGUUUUGUAAUUAUGAUUAAUACAUUUGCUGAUAUGCUUUUUAGAUUAAAAAAUAAAAAAGAAAAAAUAAGAAGAAUGUCUUAUUUUAAAUUAUCAUCAACAGUUAUAGUAUCAUAUCUUCUUGGAAUAUGUAUAUUAAUUUUAGUUGUAGUAUCAAGUAUAUUUACAUAUAAUUCAAUGAAUGAAAUUUCAGAAAUUGUUCAUAAAAUGCAGGUAGAAAAAUUUGCAUAUCUUGAAAUUUGUAAAUAUUCAAAUUCAUUUAAUGAAGGUAAAAAAGGAAUGAAUAUGUAUUCGUGGACAUCAUUUAGUUUUUUACUAAUUUAUACAUUAUUAACAAUAUUCUUUUUAUUAUAUUAUAAACUUGAACAAAAAACAACAAAUAUUGAACUUACUUUUUCUAAUAUUCAAAAUCUUAAAUCAACAGUUUAUUCAUUAGUUGGUGGUUAUAUAACAUAUAUAAUAGCUAAUGGAUAUCUUGAUUUUAAAAAUAUUCAUUAUUUAAUGGGAUCAAAUGGUGAAGGAAGUGAUUAUGAUAGAACAUUUGAAAUAGCUCAACAUACAAUGCUAUAUCAAAUAUUUUCAAUUUUAUUAUUAAUUAAUCCAAUUAUCCAACCAAUUUUAAUUAUUCUACGAUUAACUGAAAUGAAAAAACAACACUGUAUUUAUUGGAAUCGAUUUUGGGAAAUUGGACUUUCAGAAAAUAUAACAAAUAUGUUAUGGUAUCCAGUUGUAAAAAUUUAUUUAUUUUUUAAAUAUUUAAAUUGUCGAAAAUGUCAAAGUAAUAUAAAAAAUACUAAAAUUAGAAAGAAUCAUACUGUUUUUUCAAUGGAAAAAAAGUUCCCCAGAUAUCCAACUUUUACAGCAUCAUUAAAAAAAAAUAUUGAAGAUAAUACUCAGUUAUAA